GCCGAGGCUCACAGCUUACUGGCCAGCGAGAAAAGGCACCCUGAUCCGUACGCCGGACGACGCCCAUGUACUAGUCUCCGCAAGAUGGCGCACGUCCCGUACAUUUCGGUCCAGCCGACAUAUCCAGCUGCAUUCGCUGACGUGUCUCAGUCCAUUCUGCCGCAAGAAACCGCUUGGGUAUCCAUCUACGCUCAAAAUGCACCCAAUGCUAGUGUGCAUGGGAAAUUGCUUUUGGAGCCGUGCGUCGCCAAGACGCGCGGCUCUGCUGAGGAGCAGAGGAACACUGCCGGUGGCGUUGCGCUCACUGUGAAGGAUGGUGAAUUUGCGAUUGAGAGGGUCACUGGAUCAUAUGCCGACUUCACUGUCCGAACUCCGAAAGGCAACGAUGGCUCGAUGACCAAUUUGCAAGACCGUUCAGCACGCAAGCGCAGCAACCAGAUACACGCUGGCCCAACCAAGGUCAGAUUCUCUCGAAGGCACAUUCAGACAUGCAUCAAGACGCGGGCAGGAAUAUCGGCCUUAGAUAUCAGUCCAAUUUCGAACAAUCUCUACGUUGUGGGUGGUGACGAUGGUGCGCUCUAUGUCGGCCGCACCAAUCAAGGCGACCGGUGUUCAGAGAAUGUGCUGCCACAAGAUGAUAGCACAAGGGCAAUAACUACAGGCGAGCCUCUUGACGAAGGAGAAAGGAUAGAGAAGCUUGCACAAGCAAAAAUGGCCGCAAGACAAGCGCAAACUGAGAGGGAAAGGGUGCUGCCUCUGACGGGUCAUGUUGGAGACGUCAGAAGUGCCCGAUUCUUCCCAAGCGGAGAGGUGAUUCUAACUACCUCUUCCGACCUUACAGCGCGGAUCUUCUCUGCGUUAGAGGACUCGAAUCCACGCACAUUCAAAGGACACAAGCGCGCCAUUCUCUGCAGCGAGAUUAUCGAUCGCGGAAGAGAAGUGCUUACGGCGGGAGCAGACGGUACUGUUCGCUUGUGGGACGUGGGUGCUAAUAAACAGAUAGGCCUCUUCGCCAGCGAACGCUUCAGCUCCAUUAAUGCACUUGUCCUUCAACGGCACUCCGCGGACGCAACCGGAGGAAACUCACAAGGCAAACUGCUUGCGACGGCUCUUUCAUCGGGGAGGAUCGAAUUGCAUGACCUGGGCGCCAGGCGGAGUGCAGCACUUAUCCCCGCUCUCAAAGCAUUCCCUCCUGGCUCGCCCCCUGCUGCUUCAGACAUAUGGGACCAAUCAGCGCCCGGCCCUCUCUUCUCCCUUGAUUGGGAUAGCGAACGGCACAUCAUUGCGGCAGGCAGCAGAGAGGGUGUGAUAGCACUGCAUGACGACCGGAUGCUCAGCUCCUCACUCUCUUCCGGAAGUGGAAACGCGCGCGAAGGUGAGGCGACGCAAACAGACGAUGCACCGUCGACGGAUGGGCGCUCAACACCCCGGAGUCUUUUGGGCUGUUGGAGGCGUAAUGGAGCCGCAAUCAACGAUCUGCGACUCGUCUCAAGCAAUACUGCGGCAAGUAGCCUGGACAUCGUCGUCGCGACAUCCGACGGUCUUCCGUACCGCGCCAGCUUGCGGCCGAUCCUCACAGGUCAGAGAGACGAAAACUUUAGCGUCGCCCCAGAGGUUGUCGAGGAGUACGCAGAGUGGGACUGCGAUAGCGUCGAGAAAGCACGGUUGGAUCCGCAAGGCAGAGUUUGGCUGGCUGGCACAGAUGGAUUGCUGAGGCGGUACUGAGCAUUUAAAGUUUCAAUUCGGGAUCUGCGAAGGCACUCUGGCUCGUUGCUACUCUUAUUUCCGAACGCGACCUGUCAGGAAGUGCACACUCUUGAAAUUGCAAUCCAUUUACCAAGCGGCG
Tilletiaria anomala UBC 951 is the source of this 1846-nucleotide messenger RNA. RefSeq lists its product as uncharacterized. Gene Ontology annotation, molecular function: RNA polymerase II general transcription initiation factor activity; protein binding. The record is from RefSeq and is a predicted model, not a curated record. The transcript is spliced from 3 exons. Gene Ontology annotation, biological process: transcription initiation at RNA polymerase II promoter. NCBI's taxonomy places the organism in Eukaryota, Fungi, Basidiomycota, Exobasidiomycetes, Georgefischeriales, Tilletiariaceae. Gene Ontology annotation, cellular component: transcription factor TFIID complex. Bases 85 to 1725 code for a protein of 546 amino acids.